CCUCAACCCGGUGGUAUCGUCCGACGCUCAAGGAGAGAGAGAGCGCAGUUGUCGGCUGCAGGUCGCUCGGAGAGACGCACACAGCGGCUGAGGACACAGCACUAGAACCCGUCUCUAUUCGGUCUCUACUGCUCAGAGUGCGAGUCUGAUUCUCUCCUCGUCUCUGCCUGGCAUUGUCACCAACUUGGGGAAUACAAACAUCGUUAAAGAAUCAGUUUGAAAAGGACAGACGGCCCUCUCAGCCCCCCUCCCCACGCCCCAGUGAUGCUUAGCUGCUGUAUCCCAGAGGCCCACCUUGGCAGUUAGAGGAGAGGUCAUCACCAUGACAGCGUCCUCGCAGGACUCCACCCCCUCGUCUAUGGCCGGCCUCUUCCUGAUCCUUCUCCUCCUCUUCCCAACCGUCUACACGCAGAACUCUGCCGCCCCGACGACCCCGUCGUUUUUUGACCCACUGACCAAACCCGAGUGCACGAAGAAAGAACAUCCAAAGGUUUCCAUCCAAGCACUCAGCCCGUGGAUUUCUACUUUCUCCCACCCCGGCGUGAGAGACUACUCCCAGCUCACCCUUGACCUGACUAGGAAUGAGCUUAUUGUGGGUGCCAGAAACUACCUGUUCAGGCUGGACCUCAGUAACAUGUCGCUGAUACAGGCGACAGAAUGGGCACCGGACGAGGAAACCAGGAGGUCCUGUCAGAGCAAAGGCAAAACAGAGAUUGAAUGUCAGAACUACAUCAGAGUCCUGCUGGUGAACAAGACUGAGGUCAUGACCUGUGGAACCAACGCUUUCCAGCCUCUGUGUAUCACCAGAGAGGUGGGCAACAUGAGCAGCGUGCUGGAGCGGGUGAACGGGGUGGCACGCUGCCCCUAUGACCCUCGCCACAACUCCACGGCGGUGGUGACGGAGAGCGGAGAGCUGUACGCCGCCACCGUCAUCGAUUUCUCUGGACGUGACCCCGUCAUAUACCGCAGCCUGGGCGGCAUGCCACCUCUCCGGACUGCGCAGUACAACUCCAAAUGGCUCAAUGAGCCCCACUUCAUCUCGGCCUACGACAUCGGCCUCUUCACCUUCUUCUUCCUGAGGGAGAACGCGGUGGAGCACGACUGCGGGAAGACGGUCUAUUCACGCGUGGCGCGAGUCUGCAAGAACGAUAUCGGAGGGCGUUUUCUCCUGGAGGACACCUGGACCACGUUCAUGAAGGCGAGGCUCAACUGCUCCCGCUCAGGGGAAAUCCCCUUCUACUACAACGAGCUGCAGAGCACCUUCUACCUGCCGGAGCAGGACCUCAUCUACGGCAUCUUCACCACCAAUGUCAACAGUAUUGCAGCAUCUGCAGUGUGUGCCUUCAACCUGAGCGCCAUCACUCAGGCCUUCAACGGGCCCUUUCGCUCCCAGGAGAACCCUCGCUCCACCUGGCUCCCCACAACCAACCCCAUCCACAACUUCCAGUGUGGCACCAUAGACGACGAGGGUCCCAACGAUGGUCUGACUGAGCGCAGCCUGCAGGACGCCCAGCGGCUCUACCUGAUGAACGACGUGGUCCAGCCGGAGUCUGUGGAUCCGCUGGUCAUGCAGGAUGACGUUCGCUUCUCCAACCUGGUCGUGGACAUUGUUCAGGGCAUGGACACCCUCUACCAUGUUAUGUACAUCAGCACAGAAUAUGGCACCAUCUUAAAGGCACUGGCGACGCCCAAUAAGAACCUACAGGGCUGUUACUUGGAGGAGAUGGAGCUUCUUCCAUCGGGGGUGCGAGAACCAAUCCUGAGCCUGCAGAUCCUGCACAGCGACAGGUCGCUCUUCGUGGGGCUCAACAACCGAGUCCUGAAGAUCCCGCUGGAGAGGUGCUCCACCUACAAAACAGAGAUGCUGUGCUUGGAGGCGAGGGACCCCUACUGUGGCUGGGACUUCAGGCAGCGCAGAUGCACCACGCUGGAGGACAGCUCCAACAUGAGUCAGUGGAAGCAGAACAUCACCGUCUGUCCGCUGCGCAACCAAACCACCAACGGUGGCUUUGGGCCCUGGGCGCCAUGGCAACCGUGCAACAAUGACGACGGGGUCGAUGGUGUGAGCUCCUGUUUGUGUCGCGCCAGGUCAUGUGACAGCCCGGCCCCUCGAUGCGGAGGCAAAAACUGUGAUGGCCCCACCAUUGAAGUCUCCAACUGCUCGAGAAAUGGAGGCUGGACGCCUUGGUCGUCAUGGGGACAGUGCAGCACAACCUGUGGUACGGGCUUCGAGCUGCGCCAGCGUUCCUGUAACAACCCGUCACCGCGACAUGGCGGCCGUGUGUGUGUGGGGCCAAGCAGGGAUGAGAGGUUCUGUAAUGAAGGGGUGUCCUGUCCUCAGCCCAUCUUCUGGUCCCCGUGGGGCUCCUGGACCAAGUGCAGCACUGAGUGCGGGGGAGGCGUCCACUCCAGGGUCCGCACCUGUGAGAAUGGCAACAGCUGCCCAGGAUGCGCACUGGAGUACAAGGCCUGUAACUUGGAGGCGUGUCCGGAGGUAAAGAGGAACACACCUUGGACGCCCUGGAUGCCCGUCAAUGUGACCCAGGGCGGAGCGCGUCAGGAGCAGAGGAUGCGCUACAUGUGCCGGGCUCACCUGUCCGAUCCCCACGAGCUGCAGAUCGGACGCAGGAAGGUGGAGACGCGCUUCUGUCCCAACGAUGGUACAGCAGCCUGCGAGACGGACACCCUCGUCGAGGAGCUCCUGAAGACACCGGUGGUGAGAGUGGCGGGCGCCGGCUGGUCAUCGUGGGAGACCUGGUCGAGCUGCUCACAGAGUUGUGCCAAAGGCUACCGCACCCGCAGGCGAACCUGCAGCGGGCCAGAGGGGAAGAGCGCCCCCGUCGCAUGCCGCGGGUCACCUGUGGAGUACCAGGACUGUAACGUCCAGGCAUGUCCCGUAAAAGGUGCAUGGUCCUGCUGGUCGUCCUGGUCUCAGUGCUCAGUGGGAUGUGGCGGCGGUCACUAUCAGCGCACACGCUCCUGUAACAGCCCUGCGCCCGCCAACGGAGGCGACAUCUGCAUAGGACUGCACACCGAAGAGGCCCUCUGCAACACACACACCUGCGACGGUGGUUGGAUGGCCUGGUCACUGUGGUCAGCCUGUGAUGAUUCAGGAUUGCAGAUGAGGAGUCGGGUGUGUGGCACUCAGGGCAGCACCCCCUGUGUGGGCAACAGCACUCAGCGCAGAGACUGCAAUGAAAUACCUGUCAUUCUCCCUGCAUCUGGCUUUGAUAAGGACCAACACUGCGGAGCAUUCACCUCCAUCCACCUCAUCGCCACCGGUGUUUCCUGUUUCCUGGGGGCGGGGCUUCUGUCCUUCCUGGUCUACGUCUACUGUCAGCGUUUCCACAAGCCUUCGCAGGAGUCGGCCGUCAUUCACCCCACCACCCCGAACCACCUCAACUACAAGGGCAACACCACGCCAAAGAACGAGAAGUACACGCCGAUGGAGUUCAAGACGCUUAACAAGAACAACCUGCUUCCAGAUGAACGAUCCAACUUCUACCCGACGCCGCUGCAGCAAACAAACGUCUACACCACCACCUACUAUCCCACGGCGCUCGGCAAAUACGACUACCAGCCCAACUCCUCCCCCUUCGCCGUGCCGGACCUACAACCAAAACAACAACAGCUGAGACAAGCCCCGCGACCGGCUCUCCGAACCCCGCUGCCGACGGACGCCGCCCCGAUGCCAUGGUGACAUAACUGAACCGACAUGAACUGAAGCGUUUCUCAGAGCUCGGCCAGGUUCCUCUGCUCAUCGCCGCCCCCGUAGUCUCUUCCGCAUGGUAGGGUUUGUGUCUUCUAGGGCGUUUCUGGAACUUUCCAUGAGGAGAUGUGGGUUUGGACGGCGAGGCCCGAGUCCUGGUGCAGUCAGGGAGUUAC
Molecule: messenger RNA, 3885 nt
Organism: Plectropomus leopardus (leopard coralgrouper)
Lineage: Eukaryota; Metazoa; Chordata; Actinopteri; Perciformes; Serranidae
Gene: sema5ba
Product: sema domain, seven thrombospondin repeats (type 1 and type 1-like), transmembrane domain (TM) and short cytoplasmic domain, (semaphorin) 5Ba
Biological process (GO): positive regulation of cell migration; semaphorin-plexin signaling pathway; neural crest cell migration
Cellular component (GO): plasma membrane
Molecular function (GO): chemorepellent activity; semaphorin receptor binding
Source: RefSeq, a predicted model, not a curated record